Molecule: messenger RNA, 1050 nt
Organism: Oldenlandia corymbosa var. corymbosa
Lineage: Eukaryota; Viridiplantae; Streptophyta; Magnoliopsida; Gentianales; Rubiaceae
Source: the annotation of a GenBank genome assembly
AUGGUUUCCAAAGUAAAACCAGCAAAAUUUUAUCGUAACCGUCGCAAAAGGAUCAGAAUAAUUGGCCAUACGCAAGAAAUAGAAGACCCGUGCCUAAGCCCUAAUUUUCCAGACGAAAUCAUUGUUGAAAUCCUUUCAAGGCUACCCGCUAAAUCCUUGGGGAAAUUCAAUUGCGUUUCGAAACCAUGGCGUUCUUUAAUCUCAGGCCAGAAUUUCAUCAAAGCCCAUCUCUCAAUAGCAUCUGGAAGGGAUGAUCUCGGUCACCACAGUAUCAUAUUUGAUGUUAUGCAAAGGAGUGGCCCCAACAAGCUGAAGCAAUGUUCAAUAUUUUGUUUCUGUGAAACCCUUGUACCAAGAAAUCUAAACAGAUUGCGUGGUUUUUAUUUGAAAAAGAGACGUUGGUAUUGUAUGACUUCUGGGUUUGGUUAUGAUGAGUUGAAUGAUGAUUAUAAAGUUGUCUGCAUUUGUGUUCCAAGUGGACAUCUUCAACCUGUGAUUGAAGCUAGAGUCUAUAGUCUAAAGCAUGAUCGUUGGAAUCGGCUUGAGGACUGUAAAGUUGACGAUGGGUCUAUGGAUUCAUUUCAUUAUGCUAGUGGAAAUGUCCAUUGGGCUGCAAGGCACAGAAGUGAUAUAUUUGGGAAGAUUCUUAGCUUUGAUCUGGCAAAUGAGACAUUUGGAGAAAUGAAGCUUCCCCAAGUAAUGAACUCUUCGUAUAGUUGGUCGAUUGGAGUGUUGGGAGGAUGUCUUUCGGCACUUUAUAGUUCUGAAGAUUGUGUAGAUGUGUGGAUUAUGAAGAAAUAUGGAAUUGAAGACUCCUGGACUAAAAUAAUUUCCGUCCCUUGUAUAGAUUAUCCUGAAGAUUUUUAUUUAUCUUGGCCUGUUUGCUUGUUCGGGAAUGGUGAUAUACUGUUGAUCAUCUGUUCAGUGUCGGCACUCUAUAAUCCACAGAGCAAUACAUUCAGGCAAUAUGCUCAUAUAAAUAGUCUUCUUGAAGUGAGCAUGUACAUUGAGAGUUUAGUUUCACCUGGAAAACAGAGGCAGCUACGGUGA